This is a messenger RNA of Physcomitrium patens, 4294 nucleotides long. The record is from RefSeq and is a predicted model, not a curated record. NCBI's taxonomy places the organism in Eukaryota, Viridiplantae, Streptophyta, Bryopsida, Funariales, Funariaceae.
UUAAUGCGGGCCUUUGGGACGGUUAUGAGGGGCAUGAAUGAGGUCUCUAACUACCUGCUCAGCGGGGGAGUUGUGUCCGCAGCGAGGCAAUCAUUCGAGCUAGUAUAUAGCCGCAUAGAUGUAAGCUUCUCCAUGAUGGUGAACCAUUAGGGAGCCUGUAAGUGGAAUUGGACUCCUUGUGCUUCGUUAGCCUUGGGUGGGAACGAAGAAGAGUAGUAGUAGUGGUAUGGGGGUUACUAUUUGCAGUGCACUGCAGUGAAGUGCAGACAGACAGAAAGACAGACAGACACUAUAGCUAGCCGGACAGUUCGACUUGUCGGGAGGCAUGUAGACGUUUUGUUUGCCGAGCUUCCUUCCUUCCAUGCGUCCUGAGGUGGGAUGAGGUGGGGUGUGAGAGUAGAGAGUUGGCCUUGGAUGGAACCGAGUUUAAGAUUCCGAGGUCUGCACGUUUUCCUUUAGUUUCCAAGUCUUAAAAAGACCUCAGGAUGCGUCGAGAUGACUCUUUCGGAUUCCAUAAACGUUGAUCUGGAGCGUCUGGAUUGUCACCGUGCAAGUUGACGGUCACGAAGGAGACCAAUUGAGAGUGGCUGCUAGAUUGGUGGGAGGAUUCGAAAAGCUGGAGCAGCGAACUCACUGGAAGUGAUUGAAUAUCGGAGACGCGAUUAACUGGGCAUGGUCCAUACGGAAGUGGGGAUAGAGCUCGAUCCUUAGGUCCAGUUUUAGGUAAACUUAUUUAGUCGUUGAAAACUCAGCUACAGUGGUAUAUUUUCUUAUCCUCGGGCCGCUGCAAGGCACGUGGUGAGUUAGUCGACAGUUUGUUGUGGACAUGUGAGAUUCUGCAACCACGGUAGUAGGUUGGAGCUGAGAUGUACACAUCCCUGAUGAGUUUACAACCUGACCUUCGCAUAUGCAUCUUAGGUGUCUUGUUGUCUGCGAUAAUCAUUCUAAUCUGUUUGGACAGAAUGCUGAAUUCCUGCUUCACACGGUGGUAAAAUAUUUUCUGUUGGGCUAGUCAAAAGAUUCAGGUGAGACAAGGUUCCCUCGAAGACCCUGCAUUCGCUAGGAAAUCUGUCUGGGAGGGACUGUCUAUAUGUUGUCACAUCCAUGUGAUCAAUCUUUAGCAACGAGGAAGCUAUACAUUGCCUCCUUGGGAAUGUAGAUACAGGGGCUCAUGCUAUCAAUUGAAAGGUCCUCCAACAGGCAACUUGUGCUAAUUUUACAGCUGACAAGUGCAUCAGCGUUCCAUACGUCGAUUGAGAACGUUGUAUCCGAAUGGGGUCACGUGACACAAAUUGGAGCGAUUUUUGGUUGUGAAGCUGCCCAUCAAUUCAACAAACAUCGCUCAAGCAUGGUGUCUAGGCCACUACGACGUCCCUUCACCUCACAAAAGCAGCAUUUUUACGUAAAAAAUUCGGUAUCUGUUAUGGUCGGAACAUAUUACAAGGAAUUGUGCGUACGAAUUGCCCCGGGUUGAUGAUUUUACAACAGUUUCAAUAGAGAAGAAUAUCUCCUUGUCGAGCUCCUGUGAGCGAAAAUUUUUCUCGUUUGCGAAAUUUCAGUAGCGGAAAUGCAAAAGGAACUGUCCAAGUGCCCGCAACUACUGCUGACGGAGUGAAUGGAAUUAACCAAACUGGAACAGAUGUUACCAAAUUGGCGCUUUGAUGAUGUACAAGCUGUAAAGUUCUCUGGUAUAGAUUUUUCUGCAACACCGAGGCUGCAGCAUUGAAAAUUUGGUGCUCUUGCAGCACCAUCUGCACUAGUGAUGGGCCGCCAUUCGUGUUCCCAUAAACAGAAACUCAAGAAAGGUCUGUGGUCUCCAGAGGAAGAUGAAAAGCUCGUGCGAUACAUCUCCAAGCACGGCCAUGGCUGCUGGAGCGCUGUUCCAAAACAAGCAGGAUUACAGCGAUGUGGGAAGAGCUGCAGGUUAAGGUGGAUAAAUUAUCUGAGGCCCGACUUAAAGCGAGGUGUCUUCUCUCCAGCGGAGGAGAAUCUGAUCAUCGAUCUUCAUGCUGUUCUUGGUAACAGAUGGUCGCAGAUUGCGACGCAGCUUCCCGGUCGCACUGACAACGAAAUAAAGAACUUCUGGAAUUCCUGUAUUAAGAAGAAGUUACGCAACAUCGGUAUUGAUCCCAAUACACACAAACUGGCGACUGGAGAUUCACAUAAAAAUCUAGGAGGUUCUUCUAGAAUGGAUCCAUCUCUUGAAGGACCUUUCAACACUUCGUCUCUCCUGACUGGAGCUCCAUCCUCGCAGUGCCCUUCUCAAGCAGCCGGACUAGUAAGGUUUCCCAUCCAUGAGUUCAAACUCCAAUCCCCCCGCAUGUUUUCCUCAAGUAACAUGGAGUCCGACGGGUUGUACAAUCCAACCAGAAAUCCUCACUCAAGUCCCAAUGGCUCUCUCGAUGAUCACCGAAAUUAUCUUGAGUUUCUGAAAUCUAACAGCUCCCUUGGCAGCUGUAAGAAUACAUUUCCUCUUUCAACGGAUAAUCUUCUCGAGCGGCUGCGAUUGAGUGGAGAAUAUAAUGGAACGCAGUUGUCGCCCACGGUGCCACUCCUGACCACUCAAACUGGACACGUUUCCUCUCCUUUCGACAGUGGGUCAAUCAAUUCCAGCAGCUUACCUUUACCUGGUCAAGACAAUGACCUUCAACAGGACGGUGUCAAGCCCGAACCCGCCACGGUAGUACCUGCAGCUUACAAUCCUGUUUUCUGGUUGUUGCAAGGCUCAGAAAGGAGUUCUCAAGGUCUUGUGCAGGGGAGCAUGUCCAAUGGGUUACAGCAAAUGUUGCAGCAUUCGCAGCACUACUUUAAAUCCUUUGGCGACCAGAAGGGCUCUAGCACUCAGGACAAGAUUCCCAAGGUUGAGAUGAGGCUGGACACCUUCACAUCUAGUUCUCGAAUGGCCCAAGUAGUGGACAAGGGAGACUUGAGCUCCAUGACAGCCAGUUUUCAUUUGCCGCAGUCUGGCUCGAUUUCAACCCAGAACAUCUGUCCACGGGCUCCUGGAAUUUGUACAAGUAUUGACACACCAUACCCUGGGUCCAUCAGAACUAUCAACUUUAAGGGAACUCAUGUUGAAGGUGAGAAAUCUUUUAGCUCCGAUGAGAUUGCAGCAGCUGGACGGCACGAGCUGCAGUAUCAUUGGGACCGAGGCAGCAGCUGCGCCAGCAGCAGUACCAGCAACAACACCGAGAUUAGCAUCCCAGGAAGCUUGUUUGAGACGUCCACUAUGCUCUGGGCCGGUGGACUUGUGGAGAAGCCUGACGCGGUCGAGCAGAAUCAGUUAAUGUUGGCUCGCCCUUGCAAGAUCAACCAAAGUACUGUGGUUUCGGUUGAUGAGACAUGCAGUGACCACAGCGGUGGGUUUUCCCUGGACCAGUCCGACGGCGACACAAUGAUGAAAUGGUGCAGUGGUGAGAUCAUCCCUAUGGCUGAGCCAGCAUUGAACUUGGCUACGGCCCCUCAUGGGAAUGAACAAGCUUAUUCUGAUCGGCAGGUGAAGGUGCAAUAUGCACCUGAUGAGGAAGUUGCACAAGAGGAGCAACCGUUCAGUAAUUCUCGUGUCUCUAUGAACUGGCAGAAUAUACACCAGAGUGGUCAAGAGAUGUAUGACCCUUCUGAAGCUCAGCUUAUUGCCCCCAUGUCUCCCGAGCUUCAACGGAUGGCUGCAGUUCUUGAUCAAAUUUGAAGUUAGAAAUGGUUAUCUAGAAGGACUUUUUCGACCUUGACAAUCGUCAUCUGCACAAUCUGAGUUUCAACUCCAAUUUCAUCUGCCAGGUACAGAUUGCACAACAAAUAAAGUACUACUAAUCUGGAAAUAUCUCGGAGUGUAUCAUUGAUCUUGAAUCUACACUCGUGACAAUAGCAGUAGGUUAGCAUUCUAUUUAUUGCUGUUUGGUGUUCAUUCAACAUACAGGUAAAGAAAAAGCCCUUAAUAUUGGGCUAUCGGUCUGAAAUAAUAAGCGAUGGGGGAUAGCAAUAAGCAAUAGAGGAGAAGGUUGAAGUCAGCCAUGAGAAAUAGCCACCCGUAGAUGUUGAAUUGCAGGUUCGAAGUCGUAUAGGAAAUUACAUAUUUCUGACAAUGUCAAUGUCAAUGAUGAUUCUUUUCAUAGAAGUGAUCCACUUGAGCACCUGCGGAUUGUGUACAAUCGUUAGACACAAGGCUGAGUGUUGAGCAUAUUACGUCGUGUCCCCUAAGACGGUUCCGAUCGAUGGAUAAGUGAGACUAUUGAUUAGAUGAUUUGUACAUAAUAUUUAGAGGGUUUUCCAAGUUUUAACAGACCGCUUCACUAAU